Hyposmocoma kahamanoa is the source of this 2270-nucleotide messenger RNA. Its product is annotated as charged multivesicular body protein 7. Lineage: Eukaryota; Metazoa; Arthropoda; Insecta; Lepidoptera; Cosmopterigidae. Gene Ontology annotation, cellular component: ESCRT III complex; multivesicular body; cytoplasmic side of plasma membrane. Gene Ontology annotation, biological process: late endosome to vacuole transport via multivesicular body sorting pathway; vesicle budding from membrane. Bases 1 to 1875 code for a protein of 624 amino acids. The transcript is spliced from 11 exons. The record is from RefSeq and is a predicted model, not a curated record.
AUGGGGUUGCCGGAUAGCACUAUACCGGAGGCGAAGCUUCCCCCAUGCUGGUCUGAUGAUGUUCGGAUGAAUGCGCUUUUCGCACCUUUUCGUUUGAAAUCUGCUAAUCCGGAGUCCUGGGAUAUGAAGAUGAAGUUCUGGUCUGAAAUGCUAAGACUUUGGUGCAAGUGCAAAAAUGAUCCUAUAGUAUCAACAAGCGACGCAAAGCUUGCUUUUCAACGCAAAGGGCGAACUCCUGCGUGUCUGGAUAUCGUUAUAGAAGAGAUGUUUAGAAACGGCGAACUGUCACCGUUGACGAAGUACCAACAGAUCCUUCACAACGGCCCUGAGGGCUGGGUGCGAUGGGGAGCCAGACUGGCGUUCAAACCAGCGGCUUUUGCGUUAACAGCUGUAGCUUCAUUAUUACCAGCUAGACAGGCAGUUGAUAAUGAUGGACUGCCCAAAGCUAGUAUAGAUUCUACACAAAGAUUUGUCCUUGAGUGUGUUGUACAGGAGCAAGCAACAACAUUUCUACAGAAUUACCCACCAACAGCAGAACGUAUAGGCACAAUCGAAGAGCUGAUGAAGAAUGUCAAUUGGCAACAAAGCAGGGAGACAUUUGAAGUGCUGUUGGGAUAUUUAGUAUCACAAGGCACUGCUGUAAAGAAGGAUGAUGUUGUUAAGUUAGCUGAACCAAACAAAAAGGCGUCACCGAUAACAGAAUCAGAUGAGGCGUUUGUAAAAUUAAUAGCAGCCGAGCGCAAGCUUGAAGCUGACGCGACAAGAUUUAGCAAAGAAGUUGCUGCUGCUGAAAUGGAAGCGAAAGCGGCCUUACAGUUGGGCAACCGACUUGCUGCCAAAAACCACUUACGUAGAAAACACACAGCUGAAAAACGUGCUCUGAGGUCCGAGGCCGCUUUAGACAACGUCAGACAGCUGUUACAACAGAUGAAAGAUGUCGAGAUGAACUCGCAUAUUGUUGACACUUACAGAACAAGUUCCCAAGCGAUGAAACGAGGCAUGAAGGAAGGCGGACUGGACGAGGACGCCGUUCAUGACACCAUGGACGAUCUAAAAGACGUUCUUGAUACAUACAACGAGGUGGAACGCGCUCUAAGUACAACUGUCGAUGACUUUGACGCAGCGGAGCUAGAACAAGAACUUAAAGAUUUAUUGGCUAGUCCAUCUUCACCUGGUGGAGGAACAAGGGCUAAAGAGAAAGACGGCCGAAGAGUUUCAGAUAAACUUCCGACACCUCCGGCGGACAACCCGCACCGUAAAGUCUCUGAACGCGAUUUCAUUUUUGAUGGCGAAGAACGCAUUAUAGCUGAACUGAACGAACUAGGCAUAGAAGACUCCAGUCCGAAGCAGAAGGAUACCCCGAAGCGAAAGGAUACUAAAGCGAAGCAAAAAGUUCCUGUUGCCGAAGCGUGGGGCGAUGACGAAGAACCCGUUCCUCCUAGACCGAAGUCACCCAAAUCGAAAUCGUGGUACCCGCCAUCGGGCCAGUUCCUCACCGAGACGUGGAACAACAACGACAGCUUCGGGGAACUGAGACAGGACGACCGGCUGCACCCAGGGCAACAACUAAACGUAGACUUCACAACCCCGCCACGAUUAUACAACACAGACUUCCUCGUCCGCGACCACAAACCCGUGCGCAGCGGUGGCAACGUGUGGCUCUACAACAGGGACGACAAUAGCAAUUUCGAUAGUGAUCUUGCCACCAGUACUGAAUAUUACAGUUCCGAAAGCCCCGGGAAAGCGGGUGGCAGCUUCCAAAUGGCGCCGGGUGGCGAGCGGAAGCCUUCCGCCACCUGGCAGCCACCCGACUCUGUGGACGACGUAGACGACUUAGAAGAAAGGUUAAGAAAUUUACGAGGUUACAAUUUAUAAUAUUUGUAGGAUAACUUUGUUUUUGUGUACAUAUUUUUAAAUGCGUUUUUUUUUUGUUAUUAGGAGCUGUUGAGUUUUUAGGGAAACUGUCAUGGUGUAUCGUACGAUGACGUAAUACGGUUUCGCUAUCUCUGUCUAAGCGUAUCGAACUCGUCGCUUCGAUAAAAAUUAAAAAAGUGAUUAGUUAAGAUAAGAUAUUAUAAGAAAAAACAUAUUGUAGUCGUGUUGUAUACAAUAAUAGUAAGUAGUUAGAUUUGUGUCUUUUUUAAAAUUAAAUAUAAUAGGAUUUUUUCACGUUUCAAACAAAUUUGUUCGAUUUUAAAAUGUUGUACGAUACAAUAGUUUUUUGAAUUGUUGAGUUUUUUCAUUGCUCUGCCUCAGUGGCCGUACGGUUA